UGCAGAGGACCAAUCACGGUGCGUUUUGUUGAGACGUUCAAAAAAACAUUUCUGACAGAUACGAAAGGAGAAGGCCGUAAUCGGCCAUGGAGUCCUCUUCAGUGUAUAUGUGUUUUCCCUGUUAUCGGGAGUUUCCUACGCUGGAAGAAGUGCUUGCACAUCAGAUGACCUGCACUGCAGAGAACCCACAACUCCUGCCCAAUGAGACGCCAGUUGAAGCAGCAGCAGCUGCCGCCGGCCUACCACAGGUGGCGAUGCAGGCUGUGACGGUUCCCCAAAUUCAAACUCAGACAGCUGUUGAUCUGUCUUCCCUGCUUCAGCAGAAGAAAACUAUUCAGGCGGAUGCUCCGCGUGUGCUGUACCAGUGCGCUGACUGCGAGGUCCUCUUUGAUGCUUUGUCAUUGUGGCAGCAGCACCGUAAGAUGGGCUGUUGCCUCGAGACAGAACCUGCAGGAGAGCAGACUGAAGAAACGUAUGAAGCAGUUGCCCAACCGCAGCCCAGCCAAAAAGAAAAUGAAAACGCCGUGCAGGAACAAAAUACGCCUGAACAAACCCAGGUCAAAGAAGUGGUGGAAAUUAGAUUCGAGAGCGUUAGUCAGGGGUCGGUGGAAGUUGCUGGAAAAGUAGCAGCGCCUGCGACCUCUGAGGAGGAAGAAUCGAGCAACAGUGUCUCCAAGGAGGCCUCGGCCACUCAUGAGGCUUCGUCUGUGGAGACCUCAGCUGAAGCGAGCAGUCCUGCCACGAGGCGCAGGGGGCAGAAGAAGGCCAAACCCCCCUCCAGCCUGCUCUGUGUGGAGUGUGGACAAAGCUUCAGUCUGGUUCCAGAGCUCGUGACUCACCGCAGGACUCAACAUGGCUUGAAAGAUGCCAUACACCGCUGUGCUGUCUGUGGAGAGGGCUUCCUCAACACCACGCUUUUCCUUUACCAUCGCAGGCAGCACCGUUCAGAAGUUGAGGAGGAACCCAAGCAGGCUUCAUCUGGCAUCCCUCAGAUCUCCACAGCCAUGCUGGAGGCCCCAGGAGAGGGCCUCCUGCUUUUGGCAACAGCUGGAGAAGGCCAGAGCCUGAUGGAGGUGACCACUCUGGAGCAAACCAUCACUGAGACCCCUGUAGCGCAAGUGGAGGUUGAGCUGGAAGGCAACGAGAUACGAGGAACCGAACAGGAGCCCAUGGUUGAAGGAGCAGAGAUAUUGGUGGAGAAGACUGAGGAGAUGCUGGAGGAGCAUGAAGCACCUGACCAGGAGGUAAAAAUGGAGUUGGUCAUUGAGAAGGUUGAAGGAAAUGUGCAGAUGGAGAAGAUUGGUGCGGAUGAGGAGAUCCAGGAUGCGGUGGAGAGUAACGCUUCAGAGAACACAUCCACUGCUUUCCUCUGCCAUCAGUGUGGAUCUGUUUUUAGCAAUGAUCAGGAGCUGGCCAAGCACCGUAAAGCUGAGCACGGCCUGGAGGCGGCGCUGCACACUUGUGGAGACUGUGGGGCUAAGUUUAUGAGUACCACACAGUUCCUGUACCAUCGGCGGCAGCAUAAGAACACAACUGCGGGACAUCUAGUCACAGCUGAAGUCAAAAGCAGACUUUACACUACUGCAGCUUCAGGAGCAGCAGCAGCAGACGGUGGUCUUGAAGCCCCUGCGAAAUUGAGCCGUGAAUGGUCACGCACCGCUCUGCCCCACGAGUGCCCCCAUUGUGGCCAGGGCUUUACUCGCCGCAGCCGUCUGCGCGAGCAUGUGUUCCAGCACACGGGCGAGAAACUCUUCAACUGCAAAAUCUGCAAAAAGAGCUUCCCGUCUCCAGCCAACCUGCUGCGUCACAGCCUGAUCCACGGAGGAUCCCGCAUCUACAGCUGCCCCAUAUGUGACAAGCGCUUCUUCCAGCCCACAUCCCUCAAACGCCACAUGAUGACUCACCAGGAGGGAGUCCAGGAGCGCAGGACUCGAGGCAGAGGGAAAGGUAGGGGACCAUCAAGUGAUGGCCGUCUACACAUCUGCCCAGAGUGUCCGGCCAGUUUCAAGUUAGAGGCCCAACUGAAGAGUCACAGACUCCUACACACCAGCCACCCGUUCCCUUGCAGUGUGUGCGGAGAGGCUUUUAUACGACGCAAAGAGCUGGACCUGCACUCUCUCAUCCACCAAGACAAAGAACCAAAGAUGUGUCCAAACUGCGGCUCUCAGUUCCUGAAUCAGACAGUGCUGGACACACACCUGCAGCGCUGCACGGGGGAGCAGACGGGACAGCGCAAAUAUAAAGGGCAGGGAAGAGGCAAGGUAGGAGGUCAGCUGGAGUGUGACAUGUGUGGGCACCGCUGCGUGACUCAGGACGGACUGGACCUGCACCGUCUCUCCCACACGGGUCAGACACCCCUGCGGUGCCCGCUCGCCCCCUGCAGACGCCGCUUCGCCUCUAGUGCUGCUUUAGGGGAACAUCUGGUCGCCCACUGCUGCGGAGCCCUGGGCAAGAGAAACGCCCCGCGCCGCUUCACCUGCGAGUUCUGCGGCAAGGAGUUUGCCUAUGCCUCAACUUUCACUGUUCACAUGAGGACACACACCAACGAAAGACCCUUCGAGUGUGCUCAGUGUGGCAAGCGUUUCCGGCAGCUUCCACACUUGCAGGACCACGAGCGCAUCCACAGCGGCGAGCGGCCCUUCACCUGCUGGGUGUGCGGGAAGAGCUUCAGCGUGGCGGCGAGGCUGACGGAGCACGCGCGGGUUCACAGCGGCGAGAGGCCGUACGUCUGCCCCCGCUGUCCCACCGCCUUCCGCUCACGGCCAAACCUCGACAAGCACAUGCGCAUUCACGCCAACGACCCCGUGGACCCCACCGCUCAGAACGUCAUGGAUGAUGAUGCCGCGGUGCAGACCAUCCUCCUGGUGCAGGAGUCGGCAUCGUCUUCACCCUCGUCCUCCUCGUCUGUCAUGCCCGUGGUCCAGGAGGGCAUGUUCGUGACAGAAGAGGGAGGUUCAUCUGUGGUUUUCCUGCACCCCAAUAUGAGUAUGCCCACCAUCACUGUGCCAGCCAUUUCUGUGCCCUCCAUGAAUAUGCCCAACAUCUCUGUUGUAGCAGGUCAGGAUGUUCCUCACACUAUUGAGGUCAUCUUAGAGGAGACUGUGUGAAAAUGAACAUGGUGUCAAAUUAAUUUUUUGGUUUGCAAUUUCUUUGAAAGGCAGAUUUCAGGAAUAUGAUGUUCAGACUUAUAGGAACACUACUCUUUUAUUUUUGGAAAUAGGCUUAUUUUAAGUCUCCUACUUGUAAUUUGACCAUUUUUUAAUCCACUCAACCAAUCUUCAGGUUGUGGAAGAUCUUUUAGCAUAGCUUAGCAUCAAUCAUUGAAUCGGAUUAGACCGUUAGCAUGUCAUUCAAAAUUUUCAAAAGUUUUGAUAGUUUUCUUAUAUAAAGCUUGACUAUUCUGUAGUUAUGUUGUGUACUAGGAUAGAUGGACAAUGAACAUUUGCGAUUUUCUAGGUCAAUAUUGCUAGGAACUACAACG
Danio rerio (zebrafish) is the source of this 3481-nucleotide messenger RNA. Lineage: Eukaryota; Metazoa; Chordata; Actinopteri; Cypriniformes; Danionidae. The record is from RefSeq and is a predicted model, not a curated record.